GACCACUAGCUCACCAAUCAGAAUCCAGCACUUUGUGAGACAGGAAGUCCUCAUACACGGAUCAAACCGGAGACACCUAUCAUUGAGGAAUUCUCCGCAAUAUUUAGAGAUUUUUCCCUUCUUUGUAUUCCAAGCUGAUGAGAUGGAAAACAUGGUGACAGACAGCAGGGAUCAACCACAGACAGAGUUCAUCUACUGCUGUGGAGCGAACACGGAGGUCCUGAAAUUUGGCUCCCGUCAGUUACAUUCAGGACACAAACUCCUAUUUCUUGUCAUUCCAGGAAAUCCUGGCAUCGUGGGCUACUACAGAACCUUCAUGCUAACACUUCAUAGCAUGUUUGGGUACCACCACCCAGUGUGGGCUGUAAGUCAUGCAGGUCACUGUGUACCUCCAGACUCCAUGGACAUGGUAGAAGAUGCUUCCUUGGCAGCAGAGCAGGAUGUGUUUGGUCUGAAUGGACAGAUUGAACACAAGCUGGCCUUCCUCAGGAAACAUGUUCCUAGAGAGACCAGCCUGGUCCUAGUUGGGCACUCCAUCGGCUGCUACAUUAUUCUAGAAAUGAUGAAGAGAGACCCUGAACUCAAGAUUCUGAAGGCUGUCAUGCUGUUUCCAACCAUUGAGCGGAUGGUUCAGACCCCUCAGGGGAAGGUCAUGACCCCUGUACUGUGUCACAUGCGUUAUGUGGCCUACCUGCCAGUCUUCCUGCUCUCUCUGCUGCCUGACAGACUGAAAGGCAGCCUGAUCAAACUGGUGUUUGGUGGCAUUCGCUCUCUGGACCUCAGUGUAAUCCGACCGACUGUAGGUCUACUCAGUGGUGACUGUACAGCCAAUGCUAUGUACAUGGGUGGUCAGGAAAUGAAGAAAGUUCUGGAAAGAGACAACAUAACCAUCAAGAAAAAUCUUGAAAAGCUUAUAUUUUAUUAUGGAACCACAGACCACUGGUGCCCUGUGCAGUAUUAUCUCGACAUCAAGCAGGACUUCCCACAUGGAGAUAUCAGACUGUGUGAAAAAGGGUUCCGCCAUGCCUUCGUCCUGGAUGCAGGAAGAGACGUUGCCAAAAUGGUGGCAGAAUGGAUCCGUGGAGAUUUAAGGACAUGAGUGCUUUCAUUUAUUCACAUACUCAUGACAGUGACGAUAUUCUUUUAAAUAAUAGAGAUAAUAUAAUGACUGAAUAUACAUCGAUGUUUCGUUCCGGGAAUAUAUCAAAUAUUCACUUUAAUAUAUAUUAUAUUUGUAUAGGCCUAAUGAUGUAAGUUGAUUUGGAAUUGGAUAGAAAAAAAAUAAACUCAAAUCUGACAGCUGA
Molecule: messenger RNA, 1304 nt
Organism: Hippoglossus stenolepis (Pacific halibut)
Lineage: Eukaryota; Metazoa; Chordata; Actinopteri; Pleuronectiformes; Pleuronectidae
Gene: ldah
Product: lipid droplet associated hydrolase
Exons: 7
Coding region: 143-1099 (318 amino acids)
Biological process (GO): lipid storage
Cellular component (GO): lipid droplet
Molecular function (GO): lipase activity
Source: RefSeq, a predicted model, not a curated record